Molecule: messenger RNA, 3017 nt
Organism: Falco peregrinus (peregrine falcon)
Lineage: Eukaryota; Metazoa; Chordata; Aves; Falconiformes; Falconidae
Gene: TWNK
Product: twinkle mtDNA helicase
Exons: 5
Coding region: 135-2132 (665 amino acids)
Biological process (GO): mitochondrial DNA replication
Cellular component (GO): mitochondrion
Molecular function (GO): ATP binding; single-stranded DNA binding; 5'-3' DNA helicase activity
Source: RefSeq, a predicted model, not a curated record
CUGAGCGGCGCCGGGCCGGGGGGCGGGGGGCCGAGGGGCCGGGGGGCCGGGGACCGCGGGGCAGCCGCCGAUGCGGACAGGCAGCGGCGCGGGCGGGUGCCGCGGCGGCUCGGGCUGGGGCGGGCGCCGGCAGGAUGGCGGCGGUGCCGCUGCGGCCCUGCAGAACCGCUGUCCGCCUCCUGCCGGUGCUCAGCGGGGGGACGAGGAGCAAGGGAGCCUCCCUGAGCCCCGGAGUGCCGGGCCGCCUCACCCAGCGGCGCUACAAGAAGGACGUGCUGCCCUCCCCCGAGGGGCCCGUGCCCUCCGUCUCCAUCACUGAGAUCCGGCAGUACCUGCGGGCCCAGGGCAUCCCCUUCCACGAUGGGUACAGCUGCCUGCACACCCCCAGCCUCUUCACCAGUGGCCAAGAGGCCCAGCCGCCGCCCUCCAGCUCUUCUUACACGCUUUUCAUUGACAAGACCACGGGCAGCUUCCUCUGCACGGCCACUCUGGCUGAGGGCACCUGGCAGGACUUCCAGGCCAACGUGGAGCUGCGGCACCGCGGCAUUCCCCCUGCCAGCUCGGAGGAGCCGGAGGAGGACACACAACAGGCUCGCAAAGAUGCCCACAGCAUCUGGGACCGGGCGGUGCCACUCUGGGAGCUGCUGGAUGAGGAGGAGACCAACAAGACCAAGGCCAUGUUCGGUAUCUCCCUGGUGACAGACACCACCCUGAAACGCUUUGGGGUGCGUUAUCUGAGGACUGCCAAGUCACUCGUCUUUCCCUGGUUCAGCCCCCGCGAUGCGACGCUGAAGGGCUUGAAGCUCAUGAAAAUGGAGAAGAAGGGAGAUGUGAUAUCUUACGUGGAAGAAACAUUACCCCGCUUCGAUUCCUAUCGCAAUCUCUUUGGGCUGCCCCUCAUCGGCCGCCGAGACACAGAGCUGGUCUUAACUGGGUGGGAGCUGGACGCCCUGGCCCUGCACCAAGCUACGGGGGUAGCCAGCCUGGCCCUGCCACGGGGGGCCACCUGCCUGCCCCCUGCCCUUCUGCCCUACCUGGAGCAGUUCAAGCGCAUCACGCUGUGGCUGGGGGAGGACCUGCGCUCCUGGGAGGCCGCCAAGCUUUUUGCCCGCAAACUGAGCCUGAAGCGCUGCUCCCUGGUGCGCCCUGGUGACCUGCAGCCCCGGCCUUUGGAGGCUCUAAACCAGGGCCUGAACCUCACUAGGAUCCUGCGUGCCGCCCUGCCUGCCAGCCACAAAUCCAUCAUUUCCUUCCGGAAGCUGCGCGAGGAGGUGUUUGGGGAGCUGGUCAACACCGAGCAGGUGGCUGGCAUCAAGUGGGCACGCUUCCCCGAGCUCAACAAGCUUCUCAAAGGGCAUCGCAGAGGGGAGCUCACCAUCUUCACAGGCCCAACAGGCAGUGGGAAGACGACCUUUAUCAGUGAGUACGCACUGGACUUGUGCAUGCAGGGGGUGUGCACACUGUGGGGCAGCUUCGAGAUUAACAACGUUCGCCUGGCCAAGAUCAUGCUGACGCAAUUUGCCGCCCAGCGCCUGGAGGACCAGCUGGAGCUGUAUGACGAGUGGGCUGAUCGCUUUGAGGACCUCCCGCUCUACUUCAUGACCUUCCAUGGCCAGCAGAACAUCAAGACAGUGAUUGACACCAUGCAGCAUGCCGUCUACAUGUACGACAUCACCCACGUGGUUGUUGACAACCUUCAGUUCAUGAUGGGACACGAGCACCUCUCUGUGGACAGGCUCGCUGCCCAGGACUACAUCGUUGGUGCCUUCCGCAAGUUCGCCACGGAGAACACUUGCCACAUCACACUGGUCAUCCAUCCCCGCAAGGAGGAUGACGAGAAGGAGCUGCAGACAGCCUCCAUCUUUGGUUCUGCCAAGGCCAGCCAGGAGGCUGACAACGUGCUCAUCCUGCAGGACCGUAAGCUGGUGACAGGGCCAGGGAAGCGCUACCUGCAGGUAUCCAAGAACCGCUUUGAUGGAGACGUGGGCGUCUUCCCCCUGGAGUUCAGCAAGGCCUCGCUCACCUUCUCAUCUAGCAAAAGUAAGGUCAAGGUGAAGAAGAUGAAGGAGGAGAAGGCGGUCUUAGCCAAGAAAGCACCGGAGGGAGGCUCGGGAAGCUCCAAGAAGCGAUGAGCCUGGCAGGUCUCUUCCUUGGUCUGUCAGGAGGGAUGGGGACUGGUGCUGGGGGCAUGGACCUGGGGCGUGUCGGUCCCUCCUGCCCCAGGAGCAGCAGCCGCAUGCUGCUGUGGCCCUUUCUCCUCCUGUGUGAACAAGCCUCAUGGCCACCAGCAUGGUGUCUCUGAGAUGUGGGGCCAUCAUGAGAGAAAUGGGCUCAUCCCAGAGAAGAGUGGCCAGGGGAAGGUGCUUUGGCAAACACUGGCCGCUCUGUACUGGUGCUACGUGCGGGGGAACUGAGUCAGCAAGGGUUGAGUGAGGGUCAUCUCUGGACCUGGGGCAGGUUGUUAAAUUGUGGCUAAAAUGGAGCAAAAGUCCUGGGCUGUCACUGGUGGGGGGAGCUGUGCAGAGGGAAACAUAGUGGGAACCCUCCAGUCACAGGUGGGGCCCUCUGGGCUUGAUCCUGGCUGGUAUGGAGCCAGCGAGGGGAAGGAGGUGGAGGGAAGCGUGGGAGAUCGUGGAUGGCUCUUGCCCCAGAGCUGUGCACUCCCGGUGGGACGUGGUGGGAGCUGAACCCCCACAGCACCACUGCUCGUGGCAGGGAAGGCAGCACUGUCCUGCACCGGCAGCUGCUCUGGCCGCUCGGCUAACGUCGGCUCAGGGUCUCACCCGGCCCCUCGGGGGGCCGUCACCAGCAGUAAAACCUCGGGGGGUGCAGCCCUGCCUUGUUCUGCGGGACUGGGGGGGUGGCCACCCCCGUGCCUUCUGGGUUGGGGGCAGCGAAUACUGUGACCUGGCCAGUCCUUGCUGUGGUAGGACAAGUCCACAGCUGGAUCUUGGUCUAAUCCCUUUGGGGUUGUUUUUUUCUUUCCUAGUUUUAUUAAAACAUAAAUGCGAGUGCCA